Messenger RNA from Sorex araneus (European shrew), 1260 nucleotides. RefSeq names its product taste receptor type 2 member 10. The record is from RefSeq and is a predicted model, not a curated record. Gene Ontology annotation, cellular component: membrane. Gene Ontology annotation, molecular function: bitter taste receptor activity; G protein-coupled receptor activity. Lineage: Eukaryota; Metazoa; Chordata; Mammalia; Eulipotyphla; Soricidae. Gene Ontology annotation, biological process: sensory perception of taste; G protein-coupled receptor signaling pathway; detection of chemical stimulus involved in sensory perception of bitter taste.
AUGCUCAGUAUAGGAGAAAGCCUUCUGCUUUUUGCAGCAAUCAGUGAAUCAAUACUGGGGACUAUAGGGAAUGGAUUUAUUGGAAUUGUGUAUUGCAUUGACUAUGUGAAGAACAAGAAACUCUCUCUGAUUGGCUUUAUUCUCACUGGCUUAUCUACCUCCAGAAUUUGUCUGACAUGGUUAAUAAUUACAGAUGGGUUAAUGAAGAUCUUCUCUCCAGAUAUCUAUAUCUUGAGUGGUUCAAUUGAUUGUGUUAGUUACUUAUGGGUAAUUUUUAAUCAAUCGAGUAUCUUAUUUGCCACCAGCCUCGGCAUUUUCUAUUUCCUAAAGAUAGCACAUUUUUCCCACCACAUUUUCCUCUGGUUAAAGGGAAGAAUCAAUAGGGUUCUUCCUCUUUUGAUGGGCUUCUUGCUCAUUUCCUGGUUACUGAUUUUCCCACAAAUUGUGAAGAUUCUGAAUAAUAAAAGCACGGAAAAUAAAAACAUCACCUCGUAUCUUUCCAAGUCGCUCCGUGAAUUCGUGAUCCACCAGGUCCUGUUCAACCUGGGAAGCAUUCUUUUCUUUACCCUAACCCUGAUGACCGGCGUCUUGUUGAUGAUCUCCCUCUGGAGGCACCGAAGGCAGAUGCAAGCCAACUUCACCGGAUCCAGAGACCCGAGCACGGCAGCACAUAUGAGAGCCAUGAAAAUUGUGUUAUCUUUCAUCAUCCUCUUCGUCUUGUAUUUUAUAGGCAUUGCUAUAGAAAUAUCAUGUCCGACUAUACCCCAGAACAAACUGCUCUUUAUUUUUGGCAUGACCACUGCGGCUGUCUAUCCAUGCGGGCACGCCUUUAUUUUAAUUCUAGGAAACCGUCAGCUGAAGCAGGUCUCGUGGAGGCUCCUACAGCAGCUAACGUGCCAGGAGGAGAGAAACCCUGUGAUUAGUGUCUCACUGAAUGAUGACUCCUGGUAUCACUUUAAGUUCCAUCAUGAAAGAAACAAAGUUUGGAAAUUUAAAGUGAGUAAAAUUCCUAGCUUCGAGCAUAUUAUUCUGAGCAUGGGGGCUGUUGUUCCUUUUAGUCUUUGCCCAAUCUCAUUUCUCUUUCUACGUUUCCCCAUGUUGCUCUUAAUGAUGUAUGCAGUCUUUCUUGUAGUAACAUCUAGCUUUCUGAUUCCUCAGGGAAAAUUGGGGAUGUUGGGUGGCAUAGUAACUGUCAUUUUCCCAUCCAUUCAUUCAUUCAUCCUGAUAAAGGGGAACAACAAACUGAAGAUGGCUUUUUAA